Messenger RNA from Penicillium verhagenii, 1377 nucleotides. RefSeq lists its product as uncharacterized. The record is from RefSeq and is a predicted model, not a curated record. The transcript has 5 exons. Bases 1 to 1377 code for a protein of 458 amino acids. NCBI's taxonomy places the organism in Eukaryota, Fungi, Ascomycota, Eurotiomycetes, Eurotiales, Aspergillaceae. Gene Ontology annotation, biological process: secondary metabolite biosynthetic process. Gene Ontology annotation, molecular function: FAD binding; monooxygenase activity.
AUGGCUCCUCGCAUUCACAUCAAGCAACAAGAAACCCGUUCUGAGUCCUGUCAGCUACAGAUCCUGGUAGUGGGCGCAGGCCUCGCAGGACUAGGCUCAGCCAUUAGCUGUGCCCUGGCUGGACACAAAGUCCAUAUCCUCGAAUCAACCAGCGAGAUCAAGGAAGUCGGUGCAGGGAUCCAAGUACUCCCUAAUAGCUCACGGGUCCUCCAACACUGGGGCUUGGAAAAUGCCCUCACACCGCAUAUGACAUUUCCACGCGUGUGCAACUUUAUCGGAUGGAAAGGAAACCAUAUUUCCGCUUUGGAUUUUCACGAAUCGGAAAAGGGAUAUCCGGGAACUUGGUAUCGGGAUUUUCAUCGCGCUGAUUUGCAGCGGUGUCUUGUAAAUCGGGCGCUGGAGUUGGGCGUGAAAAUGACCUGCAGUGCCCGGAUCAUAAAUGUUCGCGUAGCGGAUGAUGGUGCGGUGGCUACGGCUGUUGCUGCGGAUGGAAGGGAAUGGGAGGGAGAUCUGGUGCUUGGGGCGGAUGGUGUGUUUGGGAAGUUGACUGAGGAGCUGCUUGGGCGGGAGGAUCCUCCGGUUAAGACAGGCGAUCUUGCUUAUCGUCUUCUUUUGUCGACAGAGGAGAUGCGCAAGGAUCCUGAGCUGGCUCCUUUUGUGAAUGAUCCGCAAGUUAAUUAUUGGCUUGGUCCUGAUGCUCAUGCAGUGAAUUACGUGCUUCGCGGGGGUGAUCUUUUCAACAUGGUUCUUCUCGUGCCAGACGAUAUACCUGAAGAGUCUCUUGCCUCUACAAUUGAAGGAAAUGUGGAGGAGAUGUGCUCAUUAUUUGAGGGUUGGGAUCCAAGGAUUCAAAAACUGCUCAAGCUGUGUCAAUCAGUACAAAAGUGGCGCCUAUGUAUUCGCUUCGGAGACUUCAACUGGGCUCACACAUCUGGAGCAUGGGUGAUGCUGGGUGAUGCAGUUCAUGCAACCUUACCAUAUUUAGCAUCGGGAGCUGGCAUGGCCUUCGAAGACGGUGCUGUUCUCGGGGAAUGUCUCUCUCGACUUCCCAACAACCCUCAUAUUAAGAAGAAUUCCCCGGAGUUCUUGCAGGCCAAGAGACACGCUUUGCAGGUCUUUCAAGAAUGCCGCAAGCAACGAACGAAAAUGGUGGUCGAGCGAGGUAAUUUACAGCAGUAUCUAUACCACCUCCACGAUGGAAAAGAGCAAGAAGAGAGAGAUUUCAAAAUGCAGAUGACGCCGACACCAGAAGGAGAGGCUUUGGCUUGGAGAGAUCCUGGUCUUGCCCCAAAGCUUUUGGGAUAUGAUCAUAUCGCAGACGUCGAUCGCUAUUGGAGCCAUUCAUCAAGCACUGAUAGACUCGAGUCUCGACUGUAG